This is a messenger RNA of Adineta steineri, 1293 nucleotides long. Lineage: Eukaryota; Metazoa; Rotifera; Eurotatoria; Adinetida; Adinetidae. The record is from the annotation of a GenBank genome assembly.
AUGUCGGAAGAAACAAUACUAAUACAGAAUCCAGUUGUUAAUGAUGAAACAAAUCCAGUAGCAACAAUAAAAGAUGAACAAAUAGAAGAAUCAACAACAACGACAACAGCAAAUGGUUUACUUGAAUCGAAUGGAACAAAUCAAACUGAACAAUUACAAGAAAAAACUGAACCAGUAGAAACUACUUCAGAUGAUAAAGAACAAGAAACUUAUAAUAAAAAUGAUUUAGAACCAGAAUUUCUUCGAAAAGUUUUUAUUGGAGGACUUUCAUAUAAAACAGAUGAUCAAGCUUUUAAAAGUUAUUUUUCAACUUAUGGAGAUAUUGUUGAUUGUAUUAUAAUGCGCGAUAGAGACGGUCGAUCUCGAGGUUUUGGUUUUGUUACUUAUGCAUCAUCAGCAAUGGUCGAUCGGUUAAUGGCUGGUCGUCCACAUAUUCUUGAUACACGUGAAAUUGAACCAAAACGAGCAGUACCAAGAGAAGAAAGUGGAAAACCAGAAUCAUCUUUAAGUGCGAAAAAAUUAUUUGUUGGUGGUAUUCGAGAAGGAUCAAUCAAUGAACAUGAUUUAAAUGAAUAUUUUUCAAAAUAUGGAAAUAUUAUUGAUGCUGUUAUUAUGAAAACAAAUGAAGGAAAAUUACGUGGAUUUGGAUUUGUUGAAUUCGAUGAUUAUGAUCCAGUAGAUAAAAUUGUUCUAGAGAAACAUCAUGUUAUCAAAGGAAAUGCUGUCAAUGUAGAAAAAGCUCUACCUAAAGAUCAAACAAAUCGUGCUCGACAUGCUGCAUCAAAUUAUGCAGGUGGAGGUGGUGGUGGUGGUAUGCGUGGUCCACCAAGAACAGGUGGUGGAUGGGGACCAAUGGGUGGUCAAUCAAAUUUUGGUGGAGGUGGCUAUAAUGGAGGAGGUGGCUAUGGCGGCGGAGGUGGUUAUAGAUCUGGUGGUGGAGGAAGAGGCGGUGGCUAUAAUCCUGGUGGAGACUAUGGCAAUCGAUCUUCAAAUUAUGGUGGUGAUAUGGGUGGUGGUAUGGGAGGUAACGGUGGUGGUGGUAUAAUGGGCUUCGGUGGUCCAGGACCUAUGGGUGGAGGAGUAGGUGAAAACUAUGGAAUGGGAGGCCCACCUCGUACUGGUUAUGAAGAGAGUUACGGAGCUUUUGGUACACCAUCUGAUUUUGGUGGUUUCGGUCAAAAUUACGGAUCAUCGCAAGGUGGCGGUCCAAUGAGACGUGGCGGUGGUGGUGGUCGAGGUGGCUAUAAUCGUGGCGGUGGUCGAGGAGAUGGUGGUUAUCGUGGUCGCAAUUAA